Closterium sp. Naga37s-1 is the source of this 1488-nucleotide messenger RNA. The record is from the annotation of a GenBank genome assembly. NCBI's taxonomy places the organism in Eukaryota, Viridiplantae, Streptophyta, Zygnematophyceae, Desmidiales, Closteriaceae.
AUGGGGGCGUUAUCCAAGUUCGGCGGGGGUGGCGGAGCCACCGCUUCCGCGGACGCAUCCGCGAUCGGCGGAAAGAAGCCCACGCCGGGGCGCGGCGGGGUCGUUCUGUCCGCGUCCCCGGAAGAAUCCCGCGUGCGCGCGAUUUCCGAGAUCGUGCGGGCGAUGAUCGACGGCGUGCGCGCGGGUCGCGACGUCAAUCUCAACGCGAUCAAAUCCGACGCGUCGCGAAAGCACGGGCUGUCGCGCGCGCCGAAGCUCGUCGAGAUCAUCGCCGCGGUGGAGUACAUCCUAAUGGGCGGCACGUUCAUGUCGCUGCCAGCGGACUAUCGCGACUUCUUCGUGCGCAAUCUGCACGACGCGCUGUCAGGCCGCUCCUCCGCGUCUGUUGCCGAGGCAGUGCAAUACGCCGAGCAUGCCGCCACACGCUGCAUCGGCCUCACCAUCGAGACCCGGCCAGACUACUGUCUGGGACCCCAUUUGAGGCAGAUGCUAGCAUACGGGUGCACGAGGCUGGAGAUAGGCGUGCAGAGCACGUAUGAGGACGUGGCCCGGGACACCAACCGCGGCCACACCGUCGCUGCCGUCGCCGACUGCUUCUGCCUCGCCAAAGACGCGGGCUUUAAGGUAGUAGCGCACAUGAUGCCAGACCUACCCAACGUGGGCAUGGAGAGGGACAUGGAGUCCUUCCGAGAGUUCAUGCACAACCCCGCCUUUCGCACGGACGGGUUCAAGCUCUACCCCACACUCGUCAUCCGCGGCACCGGGCUCUAUGAGCUGUGGAAGACUGGCAGGUACCGCAACUACCCACCCGAGAAGCUCAUCGACUUAGUCGCGGGCAUCCUGGCGCUCGUGCCCCCCUGGACGCGCGUGUACCGCAUCAUGCGCGAUAUCCCGCUGCCACUGGUCACGUCGGGAAUCGACAAGGGAAACCUGCGUGAGCUGGCACUGGCGCGCAUGGCAGAGCUGGGGCUGCGGUGCAGAGAUGUGCGCACGCGGGAGGCGGGCAUUCAAGACAUUCACCAUGCUGUCAGGCCACAUGAUGUUCAGUUGGUGCGGAGGGAUUACGCUGCAAAUGACGGCUGGGAGACAUUUCUCUCAUACGAAGACGUGACGCAGGACAUUCUGGUGGGGCUGUUGCGGCUGAGGCGGUGUGGGGCGCAUGUGACGUGUCCGGAGCUGAGAGGGCGGUGCUCCAUAGUGCGCGAGCUGCAUGUGUAUGGCACUGCUGUGCCCGUGCACACGCGCGACACUGACAAGCUGCAACACCAGGGGUACGGCACGCUGCUGAUGGAGGAGGCGGAGCGCAUUGCGCGGUGGGAGCAUGGAUCGAGCAAGCUGGCAGUGAUCUCAGGCAUAGGAACGCGCCAUUACUACAGGAAGCUCGGAUAUGAGCUCGAGGGGCCCUACAUGGUCAAGGCUUUGCCGCGUGCUGUCAGGGGUAGGCGUAGGAAGAGCAGCAAAAGGCGGCCAAAGCAAGUGGUACACUGA